AUGACUCCCUCUCUCUCUCUCUCUCUCUCUAUCUAUCUAUCUAUCUAUCUAUCUAUCUAUCUAUCUAUCUUGCGUGUGAUCGUCUCUUGUCGGUUAAAAAGCAGCCAUUUUAUCUUUGUUCAAUCUCAGCAAAGGUGGUUAAUGAAUAGCGCAAAGGAUGAACCUUUCUUAGUUCGUUUGUCUAUUGGAUCUCUAUACAAAGAGCAGUUCUUUAAUAUUUUUUUUCUUUUCAGGUUGUCUCGGAAAAAAAAAACUUCCGCUGGCGUUGUUUCUGUUAUUUAUUUAGUUUUUAUCUAUCUAUUUAUCUAUCUAUCGCAUUCUCCCCCUCCCCUCUCUCUCUCUCUCUCUCUCUUCUUCUUUUUAUUCUUCUUUUUAUUAUUAUUCUAUCUAUUCUUCUUCUUCUUUUCUGCUGCUGCCGCUGCUGCUGCCGCUGCUGCCGCUGCUGCUGCUGCUGCUGCUGCUGCUGCUGCUGCUAGGAGCCAACACGAUGUUCGUGUCACUAGCUCGAAGUCUACCGAUCAGUUUUCGUGCAGUGUCGAUCAGCAAUGCAAAAACAUUUCUGUACAACCGUAUAUCUCACUUAAGUUGCCCAGCGAGAGUACCCGUCUACAUUUUCCCCGAUUGAUUUACUUAUUUACAUAUACCUCUUUUCUCAUUUAUUAG
Messenger RNA from Acanthosepion pharaonis, 663 nucleotides. The record is from the annotation of a GenBank genome assembly. Lineage: Eukaryota; Metazoa; Mollusca; Cephalopoda; Sepiida; Sepiidae.